Chaetomium globosum CBS 148.51 is the source of this 198-nucleotide messenger RNA. RefSeq lists its product as uncharacterized. Bases 1 to 198 code for a protein of 65 amino acids. Lineage: Eukaryota; Fungi; Ascomycota; Sordariomycetes; Sordariales; Chaetomiaceae. The transcript has 2 exons. The record is from RefSeq and is a predicted model, not a curated record.
AUGGAGGUUGACGGUUACGAAAACCCGAAGGUUUUGCGCUGCGAGGGGGAGCCGAAUCGGUCCUCUUUCGAUUGGUGUCCAACCGGUCCUCCCCCCAAUGCCGCUGAGCUAAACGCGAUGUUUUGCUUUCAAUUAGGAGGAGGCGGUGACAGUAAUUUUGACCAGCGUCCCGUCGUUGCCUUCUUCCCCUUGACAUGA